UGGUAAUACAACCCAACCCAACCCAACCCCGUCGCUAUAGCAGUCUUGAAAGCCUUUGAGAGGAAUUUAACGAUCCGUUCCUUCCAAGUGAAUUCGAAGAGAAUAUUAGAAACAGUCCACGCACUCACGCAACACAUACUACAUACAAAGUAUUUAGUCAGAAACCAUGACCGACUUUGCGCCAAUCGUCCCGGUCGGCAACGACAUCCUCGACAUUGGAAGCCGCAAGGCCCGAAGACAACGGAAUGCCGAUCCUAUGGCCCCGUCCGCGGCAAUGCUGAUGGGGGCACCGGCACAAUUCGACGUUCCCAACGUUUCCAACGUACGUUUCUUAUUCAUGGAUAAACAAUCGCCAUGGCCUUGUAUGCAUUUGAUCCGAUCCGAUCUCACACUAGCUCUUGUUGUUUGCGUUUGGCAUCCGAAACAUGCGCUUGCGCAUUGCUGUGUAUCCUUGCAAAUCGCUUGCGUGUCUGGAUGCGUUUCUGCCCCUAUCCGUCGGCCCGUUUUGCGACAUCAUAUUUCCUUUGCUGAACACCGCAGCCCGCCUAUUACUGCCGCAACAACUUCGCCUCGGUGUGCGGAACGGGCGACGAAAACCAGGAUGUCAAGUUCAUGAAGGGAACCACCACCCUCGCCUUUAAGUUUCAGGGUGGCGUCAUCGUCAGCGUCGAUUCUCGUUCGACCAUGGGAGCCUACAUUUCUUCGGGAACCGUAAAAAAAGUGAUCGAAAUCAACCCCUUCUUGCUGGGAACCAUGGCCGGUGGUGCCGCCGAUUGCUCCUUUUGGGAACGCAACCUCGGAAUGGAGUGCCGUCUGUACCAGCUCCGAAACGGCCGCCGCAUCUCGGUGGCCUCGGCGUCGAAGCUCCUUGCCAAUGUCAUGAGAUCCUACCGCGGAUACGGAUUGUCGAUGGGCACCAUGAUUGCCGGGUGGGACGAGAAGGGACCCCAGCUGUACUACGUCGACGACGAUGGCACCCGCCUGAAGGGUAAGAUGUUUUCCGUCGGCAGUGGUUCCACCUACGCCUACGGUGUCCUCGACAACUACUACCGGGAGGACCUGACGGUGGAAGAGGCCAUUGACCUUGGCAAGCGCGCCAUUUACCACGCCGCCCACCGCGAUGCCGCCUCGGGAGGAAUCAACAACCUGUACCACAUGACGAAGGACGGCUUUGUCAAGAUUCAUUCCAUCGAUGUCAACGACAUGCACUACGAGUUUGCGGAAGAACGGGCCAACGCAAUGUCGUCGUAGGAAUGUUGCGCACUGAUUUUGUGUGGAACCAGGCACUUGUUACUUUUGGCAGCGGAAAGAUAACAUUGUUUAGACAACAAUACGAACUGUAAUAGAAAGACAUGAAAAUUUAAGAUCCGGGCCGCCCCAACGAUAGAAACCGCACGGUUACGAAUCUGAGCGAGAACGGACCAACGGAAUGUCGUCGUAGUAAACCUGCAUAGUUCUCGCUGUUUUCUCUGCCCCAGGGAUAGAUAGACAAACAACACGUAGUGCAAAACUCUCUACAUGACAGGUUAGUCAGAGAUGUCCGAA
Molecule: messenger RNA, 1545 nt
Organism: Pseudo-nitzschia multistriata
Lineage: Eukaryota; Bacillariophyta; Bacillariophyceae; Bacillariales; Bacillariaceae
Source: the annotation of a GenBank genome assembly